Molecule: messenger RNA, 5724 nt
Organism: Sus scrofa (pig)
Lineage: Eukaryota; Metazoa; Chordata; Mammalia; Artiodactyla; Suidae
Gene: MAP2K3
Product: mitogen-activated protein kinase kinase 3
Biological process (GO): MAPK cascade; protein phosphorylation
Molecular function (GO): ATP binding; MAP kinase kinase activity
Source: RefSeq, a predicted model, not a curated record
CGGUCGUUCGUUCGCUGGCGGAGGAACGAGCAGGGCUGGGACCUCUGAGAGUGGACGUGACGGACUUGCCGCUGUGACCCGAGGACUCCGGCUGCGAGGCCUGUGAUGCCAGCCCCAGCACAGCAGCUCUUUGCCCACGGGUCCCCGGGCUGGAGCUGGGAGCUCCCGUUACCUCUUGGGCCUUCCUGGGGAGGGCCUGGGGGGACAGAGGGGACUGCGUGGCUGCCACUCUCUGCAAGUCUGCCUCCCCCCACAGUGUGGGGGGGUGUGGGACCGGGAGGAGGGUGGGAGCUGCCUAGGCCAGCCCCUCGGAGGGCGGACCUUUGUCAGUGCCAGGUGUGGGAUCCAGGGGUGGGCAAGGAAUGCCCUGACUCGGGACGCGUCCAGCUCCGAGGCCAGCUGUGUCGUGGACAGCGGGAUGCAGGGCCUUGGCGGCCAGGGGAGCGUUGUCAGUGUCCCAGGAGGUCACUGUUGGGUCCCAGAGGAAGAUGGCCACCCAGAGAGCCUCAUCCUGGCCGGGCGGGUGAUAAGGCAGCCCCCAAGGCUGGGGCCCAGGCCCCCCGGGACCACCCGUGCCUCCCCUUGGCUGGGCCUCUUGGAGGUGCCCACGUGAGUGGGGCCUGCUCGCCCAGCUGCUUCUCUAGCUGGUUCCCCAGCAGCGGCGGUGGAACCCCCCAAAGCCUCAGGCGGAGGCUGUAAAGGGGAGAAGCCUGGGAGGACCACCAGCCUCACCCUGAAGGGCUCCCCCUCCUCCCCAGUCAUGGGAAUGGGUCCCUGUCACCUCCCCCCGCGCUGGGGACCCCUCUCCAGGGCUGGCCUGGCCUCUCUGGGGAGGCCGUGUCCAACCGGCCCUCUUUCUGGCCCUGGGCGGCUCUGCGCCUGCUGGGCUGAUACCCUGCCCCCCAGCCAGGGGCUGCCGUUCCCUUUUCAUCUGUUAACUGCACGUGUGUCACCGACUCCAGAAGGACAUAGAGAGCAUACCUCUCCGUUUUAAAGAAUAAAGUGAUUUUUUGUUUCUUUUUGCCUUUUCUAGGGCCACUCCCGCGGCAUAUGGAGGUUCCCAAGCCAGGGGUCUCCUUGGAGCCGUAGCCAUGGGUCUACGCCAGAGCCCCAGCAACACCAGAUCCGAGCCGUGUCUGCAACCUACACCACAGCUCACGGCCACGCCGGAUCCUCAACCCACUGAGCGAGGCCCGGGAUUGAACCCGCAACCUCAUGGUUCCUAGUCGGAUUCGUUAACCACUGCGCCAUGAAGGGAACUCCAUCAUUUCUUUAUUACUGUUUUAAAUCAAGCUCUAAUGUGUGUGCGGUGUGUUUACGUUCACUGUCCUGCAGAAUCCCCGGGCGGCGUCCACACUGUCCACGGGGCAGCACUGGUAUGUGGUGGAGGGCAGGGACUAGAGCCGUUUGGCUGGGUUCAGGCUUGUCUCCUCCCGCCAGGAGCUGUGUGGCCUGGGCCCACUAGAACCUCAACUGAGGAUUCAGUGUGCUAAUAUGUGGAUGCACUCACUGUGGGGCUGCUCAGGGCUGGUGUGCACGAGAGUCUGCGGCUGCUGCUUUCAGUGAAUCUUCAGUUCCCCAGCCCAGAUUGUGCAGUGCUCGGCCUGCGCAGCCGUGCUGACAGCCCUGCUUCCCUCCUGUGUGUCACUGUGCAGCUUCGCAGGUUUGUCUUAUGGAUGCAUGAGCCAGUGGGUAUGACGUGACAAGUGGAGGCCCAUGGAUGUCGUGGGGGUGUUUGGGUGCAGUCAGAAGGGAGCAGGGGAUCCGAGGGACAUUGCUCUGCACCAGGUGAGCGGGCGCUUCCUCUGUGCUGGCAGCCAGCAGCAGCUGAGGCCUGGAUGGGAGGCCUGCCCACUCCGGGAGCUUAGCCUUGUCUUUUUUUUUUUUGCUUUUUUAGGGCCUUACCCGCAGCAUAUGGAGGUUCCCAGGCUAGGGGUCGAAUCGGAGCUACUGCUGCCGGCCUACACCACAGCCACAGCAACGAGCUGUCUGUGACCUACACUACGGCUCAUGGCCACAACACCGGAUCCUUAACCCACGGAGCGAGGCCAGGGAUCAAUCCCACAACCUCCUGGUUCCUAGUCGGAUUCGUUUCCGCUGCGCCAUGAUGGGAACUCCAGCUUGGCCUUGUCUUAACAGCCCCUCACCCGUUCUCCUCCUCUUCUGUAGGUCAAGGCCUUUGCACUCACUGCCCAGAACGUCAAGGGAGGAAAGUAAGGCUCAGAGAGGGUUUGUGGUUUAUCCACGGUCACACAGCAGUGCAGCCCCUGAUGCCAAAGCCUGCCCUUCCCCAGGGUGGCCUGGGGACACUGUCGUGGCUGCUGCUGAGGUCUGAGGAGCCAGCAUCCCAGAGGUUCCAACAAGCCGUUUUUCGCUUCUCUUUGGGACCCUCUACGAAGAGACCAGUGUCCGCUCGCAAAUCUGGAGGCUGGAGCCCCUGGAAUGCAGAGAGAGCGUCGCCUGCCAUCCUGCCAGGGGUCCCCCCAGACCCUAGGUGUCUCUGCCUCCUGGGGUUGCCGAAGGGGUCAGAGGAGAUGUGAUUCCACUCAGACGGGCCCAGAUAGCGCCAGCCCUUGAUCUUUCUGCCUUGUCCCUUAGGGAUGAGUUCGUGGGGGCGGCUUCCGGCCGGCGCGGCCUUCGUGCGGGCAGUGCUCACAGGCCACACAGCCCCGAGGGGCAGCCUUCCUGCGCCUGCCCCUCUGCCUGGACCACUGUGGCUGCAGAGCUUUGCAGGCCGCGGCCCCUGGCAGCUCAGAUCUCACCUCCGAGAGGCCCCCGGGCCCUGCUCCCCUUUCCUCAGAGCACUUGGCGGGCGGAGACCCGCGCAGACGUGCACUCCUGGGCUUUGUCAGUCUGCGGGGCCUGUGGUCUGACUCGCCGCAGCCCUGGCACGUCGCGCCUUGCGGUGGUUGGUUCUGGCCUCUCCUCACCAGGCGCCGGUAGCGGCCCACGUUGGGACCAGCCGUGUCUUCAGGCUUUGCUGCAGGGCCUUGGUUGGAGGUGAUGGGGCCGGGGCCCUGUCUGCUCCUUGCUGAGGGGCGAUGCUGAGAACUGGGCAGGCGGGACCCCCCCACGUGCUCUGCAGACAAGAAGGGCCCCAGGAGUGGAGGGAUGGGUGCCGAGGGCCUUGGUGGCCGGGCCCUGGCCCGGUGGCCACCAUGCUGCUGGGAGGACCGGUCCGGCCUGUCGCUCCCCUGUGGGCUGGGUACUGAGGGCGCCUGUGGCAGGUGCCAGGCCUGGCGCUCGGAGGCUCUCAGGAAGUGGGCAGCCCUUCCCCUCCUUGGGGCCCGGGGAGGCUUGGUGGGCCUCUGGGAGGGGGACCCCCAAGGGGACGUCUCAGACAUGUGCGGCCCGAGUGCCUGUCCCUGCUGCUCCUGCCUCACAACUCGGAGGCUCAGGGGUCUCUCGGUGUCCUCAGCUGGGGGCCCACAGGCCAGUCACGGUGAGAUAAAGACACGGAGCAUCGGGUGUGGGCCUUGGUGCGGCAGAGCCAUGCAGGUGGGCCUCCUGCCCCCCUGGGGCCUGCCCGUCCCCUUCUCGGGACUCAGUUGGCCCACCUGUGCAGUGGGAGGGGUUGGCCUCGUCCAUCUCCCACAGGAUAGAGCUGACCUGCGGCGGGCAAGGCCGGCAGGGGGCGUGGGCGUCCUCAGGCAUCUGCCCUCCGCGACGGACACGGGCCCAGGUGGUCCAGGAUGUCUUCAGGAGAAACGGAAAUGACCAGAAGCCCCCAGAAUAGCCCAGAGGAGGAGUGGGAAUAGUGAAUUGGGAGAAGGAAAAUCCAGGAGGAAGAAGGACUUACGGAUCUCUUGCAUGUCCAAGCCGCCGGCACCCAGCCCCACGCCCCCCCGGAACCUGGACUCCCGGACCUUCAUCACCAUCGGAGACAGGAACUUUGAGGUUGAGGCCGACGACCUGGUGACCAUCUCGGAGCUGGGCCGGGGAGCCUACGGGGUGGUGGAGAAGGUGCGCCACGCCCAGAGCGGCACCAUCAUGGCCGUGAAGCGCAUCCGGGCCACCGUGAACUCGCAGGAGCAGAAGCGCCUGCUCAUGGACUUGGACGUCAACAUGCGCACAGUGGACUGUUUUUACACCGUCACCUUCUACGGGGCCCUGUUCAGAGAGGGAGAUGUGUGGAUCUGCAUGGAGCUCAUGGACACGUCCCUGGACAAGUUUUACCGGAAGGUGCUGGAGAAAAACAUGACGAUUCCAGAGGACAUUCUGGGGGAAAUUGCUGUGUCUAUCGUGAGGGCCCUGGAGCACCUGCACAGCAAGCUGUCCGUGAUCCACCGAGAUGUGAAGCCAUCCAACGUCCUCAUCAACAAGGAGGGCCACGUGAAGAUGUGUGACUUCGGGAUCAGCGGCUACUUGGUGGACUCCGUGGCCAAGACCAUGGACGCCGGCUGCAAGCCCUACAUGGCGCCCGAGAGGAUCAAUCCAGAGCUGAACCAGAAAGGCUACAAUGUCAAGUCUGAUGUCUGGAGUCUGGGCAUCACCAUGAUCGAGAUGGCCAUCCUGCGGUUUCCUUAUGAGUCGUGGGGCACCCCGUUCCAGCAGCUGAAGCAGGUGGUGGAGGAGCCGUCCCCUCAGCUCCCAGCUGACCGCUUCUCCCCCGAGUUUGUGGACUUCACCGCACAGUGCCUGAGAAAGAACCCCGCAGAACGCAUGAGCUACCUGGAGCUGAUGGAACACCCUUUCUUCGCCUCGCACAAAACCAGGGAGACCGACAUCGCUGCCUUUGUGAGGGAGAUCCUGGGAGAGGACUCGUAGGGGCAGGGCCUUGGGCACCCCCGCCCCCGGCCCCGCAGCGCCCCCCAGCCUUCUGCUGGGGCAGUGCUUGCCCACACCCGUAAGCUACUGCCACCCUGGCCUUGGGCGCCCGAGAGGAGUCGAGGGGGCUGCUCCUGCCCGACAUGCAGCAGGCCGCCGUCGGUCCCAAGUGCCAAAGAACCAGACCUCGGGGCCCCCCAGUGCCUCUGCCCCUGCUGCUCCCAGGACCCCGAGACCCUGGACUUGGAGGGGCUGACGCCCUCACGGAGAAGGCAGCGGGGCCUUGUGCAGGCUGCUGCCUGGGCCCAGCCCUGGACUCCAUCCAAGUUGUAUAUUUUUUUAACUCUCGACUGAAUGGACUUUGCACACCUGGCCCAGGUGGGCCACACCUCUGUUCCAGCAUCGGUGGGGGGACGUCGUAGGGGGAUGAGCCACGUGAAUCCCCUGGAGUCCCCCGACAAGGCAGACGCCAAGCCGCCGAGGCCUUCACCCCAGCCCUGGCAGACAGGCCCUCGAAGGCCACCGGGGCCUCCUAGCCCCGCCUGCUGCCUCUAGGGUGUUGUUUCACUUUUAUUUUUUUAAUUUAUCCUGUUGAUUUUUUUUUUUUUUUUCUUUUGCUUUGUGGGUUUGGCUGGUUUUUCUUGCAUGGUUUGGAGCCGAUCACUUUUCUGUCACCUGCUAGGGGACCAGCAGGCUAAGACCCGCCCUCUCGCUCAGGCUGGGGUCUAAGGUGAUGGGCCCAAGGUCUCUGCUCAGAGAGGUGCUAGGGGAGCCACCCAGCUCACUCUCCUUGGGGACCGGCUCGGUAGGGGCUGUGGACUUGCUUUUGGUAUUGUUUAAAAAAAAAGAAAAUAUAUUUUUUUGAAGAAAGGACUGCUGGUCCUGGGUCCUGUCCCUGAUGGGUUAGGGCAGUUACCUGAUUGCUGUUUUAAUUUAAAAAAAAAAAAAAAAAAAAAA